Larimichthys crocea (large yellow croaker) is the source of this 2142-nucleotide messenger RNA. RefSeq names its product transmembrane protein 179a, genome duplicate B (gene tmem179ab). The record is from RefSeq and is a predicted model, not a curated record. Lineage: Eukaryota; Metazoa; Chordata; Actinopteri; Sciaenidae. The coding region runs from base 69 to 761 and encodes 230 amino acids. The transcript has 4 exons.
AUCAUCACUGCCUCCACUGCGCAGCCGCAGUUUCUCCAGGACGCAGAGCAGAAGAGUGAGGCAGAAAAAUGGCCCUCGAUAAUUUAAUUUUCGCCCAAUGCAUCCUUUAUUUCUUAGCCUUCGUAUUUGGUUUCAUCGCCGUGGUGCCUCUGUCGGAGAACACGGAGGAUUUCGGGGGGAAAUGCCUGCUCUUCACGCGGGGUAUGUGGCAAAAUGAGAACAUCACUGUGUCGAAGCUGCGCUUCAUCGUGGAGGAGUGGGGACCCGAGACCUCCUGCAGCUUCAUCACUUUUGUCGGGAUAGCGUCCCUCAUCCUGUCCGCAGUGCAGGCAUGGAGGCUGCUGUUCUUUCUGUGCAAAGGACACGACGACUCCAUCUUCAACGCAUUCCUCAACCUGCUGAUCAGCUCCCUAGUGGUGUUCACAGUCUUCCUGUCCAGCACCAUUGUCAGUGUGGGUUUCAACAUGUGGUGCGACUCCAUCACAGAGAGUGGGACCAUGCCUAGCAGCUGUGAGGACCUGCAGGACAUUGAUCUAGAACUUGGGCUGGACAACUCGGCCUUCUAUGACCAAUUUGCUAUAGCUCAGUUUGGCUUGUGGGCUGCCUGGCUCACCUGGCUUGGGAUUGCAGUGAUGGCUUUCCUGAAGGUCUACCACAACUACAGACAAGAGGACCUGCUGGACAGCCUGAUCCAUGAGAAGGACCUGCUGCUUGGCCACUCCUCGCGCCGCAACUCUGACCUCAAGACCGGCCUGAUCUAGAAACUGGCGGACGCACAAACAUACACGCUCACACUCAACCGUACAGUCCUCUCACCUGCCAUGAGAAACACCAAUGUUUGCCUAUGUAGACAAUCAAAAUGAAUUGGCUUUUGCUCUCAUUGACCACGGAUUGAAUCAAAUGAAAGGUUUUAGCUUUGUUCUCUAAAGGUAAUUAUUUUCCCCUCAAAAAAAUCCCUGAGGAGUCCUGCUUUAUUGAGUUUAUUCAUCAUUGUGUGCAUUCCUCUUCAGCACACACAACCAUAGUUCAGUUCAACUAGUGUUGAUACCAUUGAAUGGAAAUACACACCCCUUUUUUAAACGCAGUAUGAAUGGCUCAGACAGAUUGGCCGAUGGAUCAUGUUGUCUUUGUGAAACUUCUGCAUGGACCUAAUGCAUGACAAAGUAAUGGGGUGGUGGUUUUUAGAUGUAAAGGGAUGUUCUUUUGUUUUAUACACCAUAAAUAAAUGUGUUCCUUAAAGCAGACUUCUUUCUGGUAGGAUGCACACUGCAAACUACUGGAUGAAGUGAGUAUUCUUUGCAUGCUGCAGCAAAGCAAAAUUAUGUGUGUCUUUGCAGUGUAUUCACACUUUUAUCAGCAGUUACAAAAGGUGUUUUAUAAAAAGCAACAAAUCGUAGUUCAGAACAUUCAUGUAUCAGGCAGCCAGUCCAAAAAUGCUUUUUUAGCAAUCUGUGUGAGAUAAAAACAAAUCCUAUUUUGUUCUAUAUACAGUAGUAACUCAGGCUUCACUUUAUAGGCUACAAACCAAUAUACUGUGUUACUGUGAAUAGACGCACAAAUGUACCUGCAUGCAUCUCUCUCUUCCUGUUACAUACACAUCACACACACUCGCUUACUGUCAGAGGUUACAGGAAAAAGCGAAUCACUUGCUUGACUUUGAUAGGCAAUGACAGUUUUAUUCAAAACAACUGAAAUCAUAAAACGGUAGGAACUAAGAAAACCCUCCAUAAAGGCACUUCUUUCAAAGUGACCGUAAAUGUUUGGACAGCCGUGAAAUGCAGCUUCUAAGCUAAAUGUGCAUAUACAGGACAUGAGUUCACUGGCUAUUGUUUUAUUGCUAAUGACAAUUUAAUUUGACAGUACAGAGUGGAGAGUAUUUCUUUCUUCCAUACAUGCGUUAUUAGCCUUAUAUUGCUUUGACAUUCAAAUGUGAAACCCCCAAAAUCCUUUGCUUUUGAGUUCCCUGAAACCUGUCAUAUAAAGAACAACGUUUUACUGGAAACUAUGUGAUGUGUGUUAUUGCUCAUAAUGAGAGGUUUGUGGAAUGUGCAUCACUGUGCCCUUUGAUUCCUAUAAUCCAGUUGUGUGGUGGUUUGGCUGUUUGAAUUAUAUUUGCUUCAUUUGAUAAAGGGACUCAUACAA